AUGGUCCUCGGACUCGCAUUAAUGGGCGUCAUGGCCCCAGCAAUAAUGAACAUGGACCAAAGCUCCAAGAGCCCUGAAGCCGGUCGCCAGCACGCCAAGCGACAACGAGGCCAUUUACUCGCACAGUGUUAUACCAGCGAAGAAACGCCAGAACAACGAGACCAACUGCACAACGCACAGGUAUAUCUCGAGGAAGACGGAAAGUUGUACGUAACCAAAUACCCGACUCCAACGAUGGCCCCCUUUGACGGCCACUUCUAUACCCACCCCGACUUUCCUCCAGAUGAUAUAUCCGGACUCAUCACGUUAAGCGGGGAGACACCGCCUCUAGCUCGAUGGGUCUUUCUCGAUGCCGAGGCGAAUGAGAUGCGCUAUGGAGGGAAAGCGGAUACUCAGGGCCAUAUCUGUGGACCGUUUGAUCUACACGAUGCCGAGAAUGGAUAUAUCACGCUUGAACGGCGACAAAGAUGGCUGGCCGUGAAGUUGCCGGAACAGCGGGUCCGAGAAGAAGAGGCGCUGGAGCUGGGGAUUGCCGAGUCUGAAUAUGGGGGGAGAGGAUUGUGGACGUUGUACUUUGAUCGGGAUGAGUAUGUGCUGCCGGCUGGAACGCAGUGGGUGAAGCUUCGUUUGAGGCAUGUUCCAGUAGAAAAGUAG
Messenger RNA from Aspergillus thermomutatus, 654 nucleotides. RefSeq lists its product as uncharacterized. The record is from RefSeq and is a predicted model, not a curated record. NCBI's taxonomy places the organism in Eukaryota, Fungi, Ascomycota, Eurotiomycetes, Eurotiales, Aspergillaceae. The coding region runs from base 1 to 654 and encodes 217 amino acids. The transcript has 2 exons.